Molecule: messenger RNA, 947 nt
Organism: Eriocheir sinensis (Chinese mitten crab)
Lineage: Eukaryota; Metazoa; Arthropoda; Malacostraca; Decapoda; Varunidae
Product: protein SpAN-like
Exons: 7
Coding region: 15-947 (310 amino acids)
Biological process (GO): proteolysis
Molecular function (GO): metalloendopeptidase activity; zinc ion binding
Source: RefSeq, a predicted model, not a curated record
AUGGCAAAGCAGAAAUGAGAGAUCUGACACGAGACUUCAUGGAAACCAAUCCUAGUGUUGUGAACGGCCACCAAGUCUUUGAAGGAGACAUGGUCUUGACGGAGAGCCAGUGGCGAGCGGUCAGGGAGAGGAAGGCCCUUGCAGACCUCUCAGCGCGCUGGCCUGAACAGGGCGGCUUCCCCAUCGUGCCCUACUACCUCGACACUACCGACUCCGUCACUGUGGCUGCCAUAAAUGCAGCGAUUGCUCACUGGGAGCAAAACACCUGCAUCAGAUUCCAGCUCACGUCCAACCUCGCUCAACGGCACGUCAGGUUUUUUGAAGGGUCUGGAUGCUGGUCGUAUGUCGGCAUGUUGGCCCAGAAUGGACAAGACAUUUCCAUUGGAAGUGGCUGCAAAGAACUCGGCAUUGUCGCCCAUGAGAUCGGACACGCCAUUGGGUUCGUGCACGAGCAGAGUCGCCCGGACCGUGACGACUAUGUGGUCAUCAAUUAUGGCAACAUCCAAACUGGCAGGGAAAACAACUUCAAUAAGUACAGCACGUCAGUGGUCAACACCUACGGCAUACCAUACGACAUGCACUACGGCUCUACGGGCUUCACCAACAACGGCAAGACGACCAUCGCCACCCUAUAUCCCUUGGCGCAGGAGCUCAUCGGCCAGCGCACGGGACUCUCUCACAGGGACAUACUAUUGGCCAACACCAUGUACGGCUGCAUCAAUAAGUGGCUUGCUGCUUGCGGAGUGAACGCCGACCUCUGCCAGAACGGCGGGUUUUAUGGAAAAAGCUGCGCUUGUGUGUGUCCCUCGGGCACCUCAGGGGCCAACUGUCAGACAGUGACAGGAGACUACUACGACGACUUGACGAAUCCCUGCACUGAGAAAGUAACUCAGGAAGGCCUCCUCACCUCGCCGGGCUAUCCAAGCAACUACCCAAAUAGUGAGUGA